Messenger RNA from Aphanomyces astaci, 835 nucleotides. RefSeq lists its product as hypothetical. The transcript has 2 exons. Bases 375 to 752 code for a protein of 125 amino acids. Gene Ontology annotation, molecular function: 4-alpha-hydroxytetrahydrobiopterin dehydratase activity. The record is from RefSeq and is a predicted model, not a curated record. Gene Ontology annotation, biological process: tetrahydrobiopterin biosynthetic process. Lineage: Eukaryota; Oomycota; Saprolegniomycetes; Saprolegniales; Verrucalvaceae.
AUCGAAUGUUUGAAAUAUUUCAAAUACAUCUCUCGAUGUCAACCAUCGAUCCAAGCUCCUCACCCAUCACCACGGUCGUCGCGACCACGAAGGACGAGAAUGCCGCCGCGAUAGCUGCAUCAUCAUGUAUCCGCAAAGUGGGACGGCCCAAGUCUCCCAUCCAUGCCGAGUUCGAGUGGAGUCCAAAGUUUGGCGAUCUGAAGUGCGACCAAGCCAAGUGCAAGCAUUGUGGAUGGCGAGGCGCGUACUCGAAGCAGAACAUGGAUCGUCACUGGAAGAACUGUCUGCAGCGUCCGCGAGAAGACUUGCAUGCGUUGGAAGCUCGGUACAUUUGAAAUGAAUUUGAAAUGUGGACCGUUUGAAAUACCUCUGCGAUGCAUGCAGUGCAGUACAGUAGUCCAACUUUCACUAUGAUUAGACGCCGCUUCCUGAGUACCGUGCCCAAGCGGUUGACGUCCACGGAACGCUCCUUGGGUCUGGCCAAGGUCCCCGACUGGAAGAUCGUCGAAGGCCGUGAUGCCAUCUACCGCCGCUUCGAGUUCAAGGACUUUAGCGAAGCGUGGGGUUUCAUGUCCCGCGCGGCCCUCGCGGCCGAGCAAAUCAACCACCACCCCGAAUGGUUCAACGUGUACAACCGCGUCGAAGUCACGUUGAGCACCCAUGACUGCGACGGCUUGUCCCAAAAUGACAUCAACUUGGCCACCAAGUUGGAUGAAUUCGCCAUUGGCCUCAAGUCGCAGCAUGAUAUCUAGGCAUAUGUACAUACAUUCCCUUGGGCUCGCUGUAAUAUACUAGUGUAAUCACCGUCGAUGUACAAUGUAACCGAUGGAUCCAC